AUGGAGGAUGAGAGGAAGAGGGAAGAGGCCGCUUCUCAGCGCAGAGGAGCCGCCCAGUGCCGGCGGUGGAUGGGGGCGGUCGGCCACCUGCCGGUGCGCGCAGUUCCUCGCGGACGGCUUCCAAAUCAAUACGCAAUCAUCGGAGAGCGCCGGCCCCCGGCCGCAGACGGAUGGUCAAAUCUUGGGCCCACCGGUCAGAUGGAUGGCGCCGCGCCGCACCCUCAACCAGUGCGCACCGGCCGCCUUUGCUGUGCUCCGUCCAGCACCUGCAGCCGCAGCUGCGAGUCUGGUGCAAAGGCACGGGCGGCUCCCGUGUCUUCUAGUCCAGGGGUGUCCCACCCGCUGCCCGUGGGCUGGAUGUGGCUCGAAAUCUUCGCCGCCCGCUACCCGCGCCGCCGGUUCCCAUCAUCGCAGCCGCCACAGUGGCGCUGGGGGCCCCCUUAUGAGGCCACGCCCGCCCUUUUACCAGGUGUACAGGGACGGGCGGGCGCUGCUGCCGCCGCCGCCGCCGCCGCCGCCGCCACUGUGCGUCCCGGUGGCGGUCGCGACCCGGCCAGUGAUUACGUACGUAAAUCUAAUAACGCGGCGCUGAGGCGGCGCCGCCGGCCCCGGGCUCCGCUGGCCGACCUGCGGGGGCGGCGCCGCGCACGGAGCGACGGGCGUCCGGAGGCGACGCUGGCCGGAGGCGGCCGGAUUGACUCUGGCCGAGGAAGGCGGCCGAAAGGAAAGGAAGAGGAGGAGGAGGAGGAGGAGGAAGAGAGGCGGAAAAAUACGGGGCGGAAAAAGAGCGCCGCGCGCGAGCACACACACACAGAGGAGCGAGCGGUAACUACUUUACGUCCGUGCGGAUGA
This is a messenger RNA of Schistocerca americana (American grasshopper), 852 nucleotides long. RefSeq lists its product as uncharacterized. Lineage: Eukaryota; Metazoa; Arthropoda; Insecta; Orthoptera; Acrididae. The transcript has 3 exons. Bases 1 to 852 code for a protein of 283 amino acids. The record is from RefSeq and is a predicted model, not a curated record.